AUUCUUCGGGUGAGCUUGCUUUAUGUGCAGAAGUUAAGAAUGAAUAUAUCACCUUCUGAGUGCAGCAGUGGAUGCGAAUCAGGAUGGACUAUGUACUUGGAUCAACAUUUUAAUUCUACAGUUCAAUACAGCAAGACCUCUGAUAAAGAUUAUCAAAGAAAAGGGACACACGUGAAUGAGGAGGAAGAUGACUACGAUUUGUCUAUGGUAUCAGAUGCAUCAUCAGGCCCUCCACAAGUCGAUGCCUACGAAAAUAGUGCUGAAAAGAACAAGAAAAGCAAGAAGAAAAACAAAAUAAAAGAGCAAAAGGGAGAAGAAAAGAAUUUGUAUCUCGAUGAUACUGCUAGCUCUCCUUUGUGUAAUUUUUCCCAGGACAUUUUGGGACCUGCUAGCACUCACACUUCUAUGGAGCAUGUCCCUGGUUUCUCACAAGCCUUGCCUGCUUCACAUGUUCAAAAGCAUUUUGGGUUCUUCAAAUCUUCACAGAAAGAGAAAAGAGCUUCAGCAAAAUCAGGCAGUUUGCUGGGAAGAACAAGACAGUAAUUAAGAACUGGCAAGUUUAUAUUUUCGGUCUUUGCUUCAGGCUUCAGCAGGUUGCUCAAGAGGGGGAAGAGAAUGCCGAAAUAAAAGAAAAUGGCAGAAGAAUUAUAAAGAUCUUCUUUGUAUAUAUCUCUUUAAUGUAUUUGUUUUAAUUUCCUACCUGUUGUUGUUUUCCUGUCCAUGCAGUAGGGAACGACCUUAGAAAAUAUAUGUAAAAAUUGAAAAUAAAAAAAUCAAACUCUUUUUCGUUUUUCCAAUUUAUUUAUUUAUUUUCUCCAUUUUGAAUAGUUGUUGCAAUUGCAAGAAUUGAUGUGCCUGCUGUUAUAUUUGUGAAGCACUAAAUGAGAAGAAUUGUUUGGAGGUA
Messenger RNA from Olea europaea var. sylvestris, 904 nucleotides. RefSeq lists its product as uncharacterized. Bases 40 to 543 code for a protein of 167 amino acids. Gene Ontology annotation, biological process: cytokinin biosynthetic process. The record is from RefSeq and is a predicted model, not a curated record. The transcript has 4 exons. NCBI's taxonomy places the organism in Eukaryota, Viridiplantae, Streptophyta, Magnoliopsida, Lamiales, Oleaceae.